Spirodela intermedia is the source of this 734-nucleotide messenger RNA. Lineage: Eukaryota; Viridiplantae; Streptophyta; Magnoliopsida; Alismatales; Araceae. The record is from the annotation of a GenBank genome assembly.
AUGCCGCCCCCGCCGGCGGCGCCGCCCGGGGAGGACCCUCCUCCGUGGGCGGCGCCGCCGGAGUUCUUCCCCUUCGACGGGGAACGAGGAGGAGGCUCCUUCCCUCCUCGCAUGGAGUUGAAGCCGGAGGGAGUCUUCAUGGACGAGGCGGCGUUUGGCCCAGUAGGGUUUUGCUUGCCGGAUCACCUCCCGCUGCUCCAAGGCCCCCUUCUCGGAGAUCUCCGAGAUGGGUUCUUCCGGCGGGAGGAGGCGCCGAUGGCCCCAUGGGGAACCUUCCCUCCGCAGCCGCCGCCGCCGGGGGACGCCACCGUCGGGAGGGGCUCCGCCAGAAAGGCCAAGAGGAUGAUCAAGAACAGGGAGUCCGCGGCGAGAUCUAGAGCGAGAAAGCAGGUACUCUUACUCUGUCUCUCUCUUCAUAUGGGUGAUGUAUGAGAGAGAAAUUUUGGGAUUUUGUAGGCUUACACCACCCAGCUUGAGGAUGAGAUCAAGCGUUUGAAGGAACGGAAUUUAGAGCUCAAGGAGAACCUGGUAAUCAAUCUUCACCCCGCUGUCUCCAGCCCUCCUUUUCUUCUCUCUCUCUCUCUCAUCUGGGUUUUCUAUGGCUUUGGAACUGCUUCUCAGAAAAACCCUGAUUUGAUACUUGUCAGCUCCUGCUGAAGAUACCAGACGAGGACCUCGCGCCACCACCGCCGCCGGAGAAGAAGCCUCAGCGGAGCUCUUCGGUGGGAUUCUGA